Molecule: messenger RNA, 1263 nt
Organism: Symsagittifera roscoffensis
Lineage: Eukaryota; Metazoa; Xenacoelomorpha; Acoela; Convolutidae
Exons: 2
Coding region: 1-1263 (420 amino acids)
Source: RefSeq, a predicted model, not a curated record
AUGGAGAUAAACAAGGCAAGGACAGAUGAAAAAAACGUUGAAGUCAAAGUAGAAAGGGCGAGAGGCGCAGUACAGAUGGGUGUAGAUGAGAAGUUUUGUCCUUCGGUAAUUGAAUAUUUAAGUCUUAGGGGAGAAAGACAAACAGCAACAGUCAAAGAGACCCAUCAGAAGAAGCUAAUGAAAAUAUCAGGAAGGCAAGACCGACCUCUAGAGAAGCAAGGUGAGGGUUCGGCAAGAGCUUUUGAUGAUGUUGAAUUACCAAAUUGGGUACAACAAGUGUUGGCAUUAGGGCCAAAGCAUCCCGUCAGGGAUAAAUUUAUUGAGACACACUUUCUCGCCGACAUUGACAUCUUUCUAUCGGAUCUCAAAAAUCGUAAAGUCCCCGGGGAGGCCCUUUGUGAGAUCCAAGCUGUGGCCAAAGCCUAUGCUAAGAGGGUGAAACAAACACCAUCUGACAAAGGCGUUGAGAAGGCCCGAAAGUAUCUGAAGAGUAAUGGAUUAGUUUCAGUACCGUAUGACAAAGGCGUGGGUUUUUGUGUAAUGAGAAAGGACACCUACGAGAACAAGUUGUCGGAUACAUUAGAUUCAAAUCAAUUCAGCAGAAGUAAAGGAACAAGUGAUGCGGUUGUUUUGAAGAUAGAAAGAGACAUCAAUAAGGAGUUGUUGGCUAUGAGGAAAAAAGAUGAAAUAAGUGAGAGUCUCUACACAAGGAUGAGGUCUACUGGUGGGCAUCCCGCCAUGCUUUAUGGAAUCGCGAAAGUGCAUAAAGUGAAUACCCCAUUAAGACCGGUCCUCUCCUUGCCUGGUAGCUCUUAUUAUAACUUGAACAAAGUUCUUGCUAAAUUUUUUGAGAAAAUUGAGGGCGCAAACAUCGAAACCAACUCACUAGAUGCGAGAGAAAACUUAGAGAGCACUAAUCUUGAGCCCAAUGAAAACUUGAUAUCUCUCGAUGUGAAGAGUUUGUACACAAAUGUUCCACUGAAAGAAGCGAUAGACAUGGCUCUGAGAAAACUGUAUGAGCAAGAUGAACCACCAUCAAUUGCUAGGAAAACCAUGAAGAGAUUGUUGAACAUGAAAGAUGGUUUGGCAAUGGGGGCAUCUCUUGCCGUUAUUUUAGCAAAUCUUUGGCUGAAGCAGUACGAAACUGCAUUAUCAAGGGAUAUUCCCGAAAUGUUUUUGCCCGUGAAAGAUCUUCACGGAAUAUGUCCCGAGUGCAAUAAGAAAGUCACGUACAGGUCAAAAGGUGUAGAAUGUGAAUGCUGA